Messenger RNA from Onychomys torridus (southern grasshopper mouse), 1670 nucleotides. RefSeq names its product STN1 subunit of CST complex (gene Stn1). NCBI's taxonomy places the organism in Eukaryota, Metazoa, Chordata, Mammalia, Rodentia, Cricetidae. Gene Ontology annotation, biological process: telomere capping; nucleotide-excision repair; DNA replication. Gene Ontology annotation, molecular function: single-stranded telomeric DNA binding. Gene Ontology annotation, cellular component: CST complex; site of double-strand break; DNA replication factor A complex. The coding region runs from base 410 to 1546 and encodes 378 amino acids. The transcript is spliced from 10 exons. The record is from RefSeq and is a predicted model, not a curated record.
GUGGCGGGAAGGAAAUACGCCGGCUGGAGUGUGCUACGUCCGCCGCUCCCUCCUUCUCCCUACCGGAACUGUGGUAGCAAUCUUAGCUAACUGCUCCUGCUCCGGGAAGGGCUGCAAUCUGCUCAGAUUUUGUUUCUUUUUCCUCCGCUCUUCCCGGAAGGUGAAAGGUCGAAUCGUGGAUAGAUUCACUUCCAGGGCCCAAAACCCACGGCCACAGGGGCGCCAGUGUUCUCCGGACUCAAUUGUUAAAGCUCUGUGUAGGUGAUUAUUCCCAAAAUGAAGAGUGAGUGCUGACUUAGGCUCUGGGGUUGUAGCUCACUUGCCUAGCGUGCACGAAGGCCUGCAUUCAAUCCCCAGCACUGCAUAAACCAGAGCCUUGGCUCUGAAGAGAGCUUCUUAGGGUUAGCGGAUGCCGCAACACAGCCUCGUGAUGCAGUGUGAAUCCAGUCCAAGGGAAGAGGAGAUCCCGUCCCUCUUUUGGGGUUUGGAUCCUGUGUUUCUAGCCUUUGCAAAACUCUACAUCAGGGAUAUCCUGGAGAUGAAGGAGUCCCACCAAAUGUCAGGAAUAUAUCUUUACAAUGGGCACCCAAUAAGACGAGUGGAUGUCAUGGGAACUGUCAUUAGCGUGAGAGAAAGAGAUGCUUUCUACAGCUAUGGAGUGGAUGAUGCCACUGGGGUUAUCAACUGCACCUGCUGGAAAAAGGGGAGCAAUGCUGAGUCUUCACCAGACCCAGCUGCUCCAUGCACUGCAAGAGAGCUAAGCAUGACCUCACAGCUUAAGAAAUUGCAGGAGACCAUUGAGCAGAAAACCAAGAUAGAAAUUGGGGAUGUCAUCCGUGUCAGAGGCUACGUGCACGUGUUCAGAGAAGAGCGAGAAGUCCGUGCCUCCAUGUAUUAUAAGGUGGACGAUCCAGUGUGGAACCUUCAAAUUGCAAGGAUGCUCGAGCUGCCUGUGCUCUACAAGAGAAUAUAUGACCGGCCAUUCCGCAACCCCGCCCUGAAGGAUGAAGAGGCACCAAGCAAUACGAACACUUUGGAUCUCGCCGGCCUCACGUCUUUGUUGAGUGAGAGAAUCAAAGAAUUUCUCCAGGAGAAGAAAGUACAGACCUUCUACCAACAGGAGCUGGAAGUGGUGGAGUCUUUGCGGUCCCUGGCCAGCCAGCCUGUGCUGCACAGCAGCUGCUCAGACCAGGCGGAAUCCAAGAACAGCACCACUUCCGAUACAGUUCACAGUGUGUUUAAGAAUGCUAUACAGCUGCUGCAGGAAAAGGGACUCCUGUUCCAGAAAGAUGGUGGCUGUGAUAAGCUGUACUACGUGACCAACAAGGACAAAGACCUGCAGCAAAGGAUCUACCAGAUCAUUAAGGAAGAGUGCCAGAAACCAAAUCAUGUGGAGAAGGGCUGCCACUUGAUGCACAUCCUGAGCUGCGUGCGCCUGAACCUCCGCUGGGACCUGAACAAGGCUGUGCUGCAGCAGGUGCUGGAGUUCCUGGAGGACCAGAGUGACAUCGUGAGCACUGGAGCUCACCGCUAUACUGCCUUCUGAGCAGAACUGCGGACCAAAGAUCAGCGGCUUUACCCCAGGUUCUACUCACAGGCAUUGUACAGGGACUUACAUGUAUAUAUUUAACCUCAUAAUAAAUUCUAAUACAGUCACUGGGAAAAUAGGA